Messenger RNA from Dictyostelium purpureum, 1522 nucleotides. RefSeq lists its product as uncharacterized. The transcript has 2 exons. The record is from RefSeq and is a predicted model, not a curated record. Gene Ontology annotation, cellular component: cyclin-dependent protein kinase holoenzyme complex; centrosome; cytoplasm. Gene Ontology annotation, biological process: mitotic cell cycle phase transition; regulation of cyclin-dependent protein serine/threonine kinase activity. Lineage: Eukaryota; Evosea; Eumycetozoa; Dictyosteliales; Dictyosteliaceae. The coding region runs from base 293 to 1522 and encodes 409 amino acids. Gene Ontology annotation, molecular function: cyclin-dependent protein serine/threonine kinase regulator activity.
AUGGGAAUAUUUUUUUUUAAAAAAAAAUAUAAAUACUAAUUUUGUUAUCAAAUAUUACUAUAUCAAGCUUUGAUUUUAUAAAACAUUUAACCAACUACCAUUAAACUUUUCAUUAUUCAAAAAAAAAUUUUAUUUUAAAUAUUUUUUUUAAUAAUUUUUAAAAAUAAUAAUAAUAAUAAUAUUAAUAACAAAAAUAAUAAAAAAAAGAAUAAAUCAAAAAGAUUUUAAUUAUAUACUUUCAUUAAAAAUCAUUAAUUAACUUAUAAUUUUUAAAAAAAAAAAAAAAUAUAAAAUGACAUUAAAAAGAAAAAUUACUGAAAUCGAAUCAGUUGAAUGUAUUGCCGAAAUACAAGAAAGAACCAAAAUAUAUUUAAGAGAAUCCAUUUCAAUUUGUCAACCAAUCUCAAUUAUCCCAUCACCAAUUUUUAAUACCGACUAUUUAUUAACAAACUCCAAAGGUAGCAGCAUUGCAUCAGUAACCCAAGAAAAUAGUGAAACCCCUUUAAUGGCCGAUGAAUGCAACAAUACAAACUAUAAGAUCACCCUCAACAUGGUAAAUAUUUUCGAGGAUACCAAACAAUUAUCAAAUGAAAAAAAGAAGAAAGCUCAAAACAAAAUGGUUAAUAAUAUAUUAAAAUCAAUUGAUAUCAAUGGAUGUGACUAUUACAAAUAUUGCUACAGUGCCGAUAGUAAUGCAAUUUUAAAACAACACGACGUUCCAGUUAAAAUCGACGAAAACCUCUACCAAGUAUACUUGAACUGCUUACAAAAGGAUAUGAUAUAUGAAUUUGUUCCAAACUCUAAAGAUUACAAAUCCCAACUCACUGUUUUAUAUAGAAGAGAACUCAUUAAAUAUUUACACUUGCUCUGCAACCAAUUAAGAAUCCACUCGAAAACCCUAGAGCUUGCCAUUGUUAUAUUUGAUAGAUACUAUGAUGUUUGCGAUUCAUUCAAAUUUGAAAAAAUUCAAUUAAUUGGUGCCACCUGCUUAUUCAUCGCUUGCAAAUACGACGGAGAAUUCACAUGUCCAACCAUCAACGAAUUAAACUUCUCUUUAAAUGGCCAAUUCCAAAAGAAAGAUUUUGUAAAUAUGGAACGUGAAAUAUUAAAGACCCUUGACUACCACAUUCCAAAUAUUACUGCUUGGGAUUUUGUUGAUAUCUUUUUAUUGGUUGCCCUCGAACCACACAAGGGAUCCGAAAAUUACAAAUCGAUCGAAUCACACUUUUAUAAUUUAAUCGAAAAUAUUUUGUUAAUUUCUCACUUUAGCUUUGAUGCUAGAAGAAUUUCCAAAUCUUCUUUAGCCUGUGCCGCCAUUGCCAUCGCUAGAACCUCUAUUGGUAUCAGACCUGUAUGGAAGAAAUCUUUAAUUCAAAUCUCAAACUACUCUUUAAAAGAUUUUUACUUUGAAUUUCAAUUAUUAACCAACCUAUACAGAGAAAACUACCAAUAUUUAUUAGAAAAGUUUUUACCAAAUCCAAAAAUAAUGUUAGAAAUAAUGAUAUCCGAUAUUGAUUAUUAA